AUGGGGGCCCCCUAUGAGCUUUUGGGGGCCCCCCAUGAGCUUUUGGGGGCCCCCAGGGAGUUCUUGGGGGCCCCCAGGGAGUUCUUGGGGGCCCCCAGGGAGUUCUUGGGGGCCCCCGGGGAGCCUUUGGGGGCCCCCCGGGAGCUUUUGGGGGCCCCCCUGAGGCUGCGCGAAGUAUGGGGGGGCCCCCGGGGGCCCCCCGAAGGGGCCACGGGGGGCCCCCCGCGCAUGCAAAGGCUGAUGCAGCUGCUGCAGCAGCGGCUGCAGUCCCCAGAUGUGUUUGCUGCUGCUGAGGGGGGAGCAGCAGUUGCUGUUGCGUGCGUGCUGGAAGGCUGCCCCACCUGCGGCUGCUGGUGCAGCAGCAGCAGCAGCAGCAGCAGCAGCAGCAGCAGCAGCAGCAGCAGCAGCAGCGAGCAGUGGGACACGGCAGACGGCCGCCACAGCGCUAAACGGCGGCGGCUUAAGGGGCCCCCGGGGGCCCCCCUGAGGGGGCCCCCCAGCGAUGCUGCUGCUGCGGCACUGGAGCCCAGCAGCAGCAGCAGCGAGGCCCCCUUCGCAGCAGCAGCAGCAGCAGCAGCAGCAGCAGCAGCAGCAGCGAGCAGCAGCGGGACCCAAACUAGCGCUUGCUGCAGCAGCAAAAGGAGACACAUUUGCAUAUUUAUAAUUGAUGUUCUCACAAGACUUCCUGUUGCUGCUUGCCGCCUAAAUGGCAGCUUCAACAUGGGGGCCCCCAAGAGGGCUCCAAUGGGGGGCGCCAGGAGGGGCCCCCGGGGGGCCCCCAAGGGGGCCCCCAGGCUCAGGAGGAGCCCCCGGGGGGCCCCCAAGGGGGGCCCCAACGGGGGCCCCAAGGGGGCCCCCCGGGGGGGCCCCAAGGGGGCCCCCACUUGGGACAAUUUUUUGUGUCUUAGAGAUGACUGCACGGAGCUAUACUGGGUACUAGAUCUGCAGCAGCAGCAGCAGCAGCAGCAGCAGCAGCAGCAGCAGCAGCAGCAGCACAGGUGGUGGCAGCCCCGGGAACCUAUAGUGGCUGCAGUGUUCUCGGUGGCUGCUGCUGCUGCAGCUGAGCAGCCUGCUGCAGCAGCAGCAGGCCAGCCUGCUGCAGCAGCAGCAGGCCAGCCUGCUGCAGCAGCAGCAGGCCAGCCUGCUGCAGCAGAAGCGCCCAGCCAGCCCCCCGCAGCAGCAGAAAAAGACCCUUUGGGGCCCCCGGGGCCCCAGGGGCCCCGGGGGCCCCUAGAGAGCUGCGAGCUGCUGCUGCUGCAUGCAGAGGCCCUGAAGUGUGGGGCAGCAGCCCCUGGGGGCCCCACACCGAGCAGCAGCCAGAAGGGGCCCCCACAGGGCAGCGGGGGGCCCCAGUUGUCUCUCGUGUUUCACCAGCCCGACAGCAGCAUCAGCAGCAGCAGCAGCAGCAGCAGCAGCAGCAGCACUUGCUGCUGCAUGCAGCUGCUGCCACCGCUCGCCGAAGUCGCGCCCGAGCCGUACGGCUUAGCAGCAGCAGUGCAGCUAAAGGGGCAGCAGCCGAGGCUCCUCUGUGGCAGAACAACACUGCAGCAGCAGCAGCAGCAGCAGCAGCAGCAGGGGCAGCAGCAGCAGCAGCAGGGGAAGGAGCUGAGCCAGCCGCGCGACGUUCUUUCACGGCCUGCCAAUUUAGUCGAAGGGCAGCAGCAGGGGCAGCAGCAAGAGCAGGUGCAGCAGCAGGGGCAGCAGCAAGAGCAGGGGCAGCAGCAGCAACAGCAGCAGCAGCAGCAGCAGCAGCAGCAGCAGGAGAAGCAGCUGCAGCAGGGGCCCGUCUCUGCUGCUUUGUGCAUCUCCAUCCGCCCCGCAGCAGCUGCUGCUGCUGCUGGGCUGCAGCAGCUGUGGGGUUGCGGCCUUCGCUUUCUGUCGUGGCCUCCCUUAGGCGCUGCUGCUGCUGCUGCUGCUGCUGCUGGAAUUGCUGCUGUUGCUGAGGAUCCAGCAAGCCUGCUGCUGAGACGCAGCACGGCAGCAAACAUUGAAGCCGCUGCUGCUGCAGAUCGCAUUGCUGCUGCGUGCUGCAGCGGUGCUGCUGCGUUGCAGCAGCAGCAGCAGCAGCAGCAACAGCAGCAGCAGCAGCAGCAGCAGCAGCAGUCGAGCGACGCGGCUACCGCCGCAUCCAAGCCCGCAGCAGAAAGUGCCCCAUCAGCUGUGUCCCCAGCAGCUGCAGCGACCAGCAGCAGCAGCAGCAGCAGCAGCAGCAGCAGCAGCAGCAGCAGCAGCAGCAGCUUCGCCAGUGCGGCCGAGACCCGAGCCUUGCUGCUGCGGGGGGCCCUUCCUCUGGCCCGGCCUGCUGCUUCCUCGCUGCGGCUGCUGCUGGGGCAGCAGCUUUCGCUGCUGCAGCUGCGGGGGUACUACAGGCGGCUGCUGCAGCACCUGCCGCAGACUGACAGGCCGCUGCUGCUGCGCCCGGAGCCGCCAGCAGCAGCAGCAGCAGCAGCAGCAGCAACAGCAGCAGAGGCCGCCCCGUGCUCCCCAGGUUGCUGCCAAAUGCAUGCAGCGCAGCAGGGGUUCAUUGUUGUGACGCACACGCAUGACGAUCGGCUGCUGCUGCAGCGCCUCAGCAGCAGCAGCAGCAGCAGCAGCAGCAGCAGCAGCAGCAGCAGCAGCAGCGGCAGCAGCAGCAGCAGCAGCAGCAGCGGGGUCGUGUGCAGUGUUGAUUUUAGGACGGCCGCUGUGGCGAAGCUGCCUGCUGCUGCUGCUGCAGCGCUGGGGGCCCCCUUCAGAGGGGCCCCCAGGGGGCCCCCAGCUGGGGGGCCCCCGGGGGCCCCCAGUACCCUCUUGGCUGUGCACUGCGACGGCCACGGGCUCCAUGUGCUGCUGCAGUUGCAUGGGGGCGGUUUGGGGCUUGCGUGGCUGGCUUACCGGCAGCAGCAGCAGCAGCAGCAGCGCCCGAGGGGGAAGCAGCAGCAGCAGCAGCAGCAGCAGCAGCAGCAGCAGCAGCAGCAGCAGCAGCAACUGUACUGCUGGAGUGCACAGGCAGCGCUGCGGCUCACAGGGUCUCCGCCGCUUCGCUUUGCUGCUUUUGGCCGAGAGGCCUGCGGCACCAAACUCGUGGCCUGGGCGCCAUCUGAGGGCGGCCCCGUGCUGCUGCUGGAUUGGUUUCGGCUUCUUUUUCCUGCUCUGCCGGAGCUGGAGCAGCAGGCAGCAACCGCAACAGCAGCAGCAGCAGCAGCAGCAGCAGCAACAGCAGCAGCAGACCCUUUAAACCCUCUUCUGAGUGUCGUUCGGCUGGCCCCCCAGCAUGCUCUCCAGCGCGUAAGAAGCAAAUGCUAG
This is a messenger RNA of Eimeria necatrix, 3285 nucleotides long. RefSeq lists its product as hypothetical. Bases 1 to 3285 code for a protein of 1094 amino acids. Gene Ontology annotation, cellular component: nucleoplasm; nucleolus. Lineage: Eukaryota; Apicomplexa; Conoidasida; Eucoccidiorida; Eimeriidae. The record is from RefSeq and is a predicted model, not a curated record. The transcript has 4 exons.